AUGUAUCCCUCGACUUUGACGCAGCUGGCCCGGGCUAAUCCGUUCAGCGCCCCGCUGUUCACGCUCCAGAAAGUGGAGGAACCACAGCAGAGUCUUCAUGGACAGAGGACGCGCAGGCUGGCAGCUGCCGCCACGGCAGACGCCGAGGAAUUUAGCUGCGAGUUUGGCUCCUCAAAAUACUAUGCCCUGUGCGGCUUUGGGGGGAUCCUCAGCUGCGGCCUCACGCACACCGCCGUAGUCCCCCUCGACCUUGUCAAGUGUCGUCUGCAGGUGAAUCCCGACAAGUACAAGAGCAUCGGCAAUGGAUUCUCGGUGACAGUGAGGGAGGACGGUGUCCGAGGCUUGGCCAAGGGCUGGGCGCCCACUUUCAUUGGCUACUCCAUGCAGGGACUCUGCAAGUUUGGCUUCUAUGAAGUGUUUAAGAUCUUCUACAGUGACUUGCUUGGAGAGGAGAACACCUACAUGUGGAGAACGUCCCUGUACCUCGCCGCCUCCGCCAGCGCAGAGUUCUUCGCCGACAUCGCUCUGGCUCCUAUGGAGGCUGUCAAAGUGCGUAUCCAGACCCAGCCUGGCUAUGCCAACACCCUUAGAGAGUGCGUGCCCAAGAUGUACAGCGAGGAGGGUCUCUGGGCCUUCUACAAGGGUGUGGUACCACUCUGGAUGAGACAGAUCCCUUACACCAUGAUGAAAUUUGCCUGCUUCGAGCGUACCGUGGAGAUGCUCUACAAGUACGUCGUUCCCAAGCCACGAAGCGAGUGCAGUAAAUCGGAGCAGCUGGUGGUCACCUUCGUGGCCGGGUAUAUCGCUGGUGUGUUUUGCGCCAUUGUGUCCCACCCUGCUGAUUCGGUGGUGUCUGUACUGAACAAAGAGAAGGGAAGUACUGCUGUCCAGGUCCUGAAGAGGCUAGGACCUAAAGGUGUCUGGAAGGGCUUGGUCGCCCGUAUCAUCAUGAUCGGUACUCUGACGGCACUGCAGUGGUUUAUCUACGAUUCGGUCAAAGUCUAUUUCCGUCUGCCCCGCCCCCCUCCCCCCGAGAUGCCCGAGUCCUUGAAGAAGAAGCUCGGAAUCGAGUAA
Messenger RNA from Nerophis lumbriciformis (worm pipefish), 1074 nucleotides. The record is from RefSeq and is a predicted model, not a curated record. NCBI's taxonomy places the organism in Eukaryota, Metazoa, Chordata, Actinopteri, Syngnathiformes, Syngnathidae.